UUUCCAAGGAGGAAAAAAUCUCACUCACCCUCUGCCUGGAUUUAGAUUUCUCAGUGUUUCUGUCUCAAAGUUUAAAGAAGCACAACUCAUACAGCAGUGCUGAGGAGAAGAAGGAGAAAGAAAAGAGCAAGAAGAAAAUAUUUUUACACAACAAGGAUCUGUCUCCUCCUGAAGGUUUCUGUCUCAGGAGGGACGCGAUGGCCCGGAACGUUCCAACUGUUCAAUGUUGCCUCGUUUCAUUUCUAUUGAUCUCCACUGUGUAUCCUCUGAGAGCUGAAUACUCCAGCUGUGGAGAAAAUGAGUUUUAUAACCACAGCAGCAGCAGCUGCCGCCCGUGUCCACAGUGUCAACCAGGACAGGAGCCGUAUAUGAACUGCGGUUACGGUGUGAAGGAUGAAGACUAUGACUGUGUGCCGUGUCCUGCGGGAAAAUUCUCUAAGGGAAAGUAUGAAAUUUGUCGCCGUCAUAAGGAGUGUAAUGCUCUGUACAGAGCAACGGUGCUCACGCUGGGGACCAGGGAGACUGACGCCGAGUGUGGACCCUGUCUACCCGGGUACUACAUACUGGAAAAUCGUCCGAGGAACAUCUAUGGGAUGGUGUGUCACUCCUGCCAGAACGCUCCACGCAACACCAGAGAGUGUAUGAGGAGCACACCAACAAACCCUGGCUCUGGAACAUCAUCCACCAGCACGACCACGUUCCCUCACGCUGAGAGAGAUCUAUCAGGACAGGGUCACCUAGCAACAGCCCUCAUCAUCGCCAUGUCAACUAUCUUCAUCAUGGCCAUCGCCAUAGUGAUGAUCAUCAUGUUUUACAUCCUGAAAGCUAAACCGAGCAGCCAAGCAUGCUGUACAGGUCAGAUGGUGAAAAAUGUCGAAGCUCCAACUAACAAACAGGAGGAAAAAAAAGAAACUCAAGAGAAUGCUGUGAUAUUCACAGAGAAGGACGAGUUUAAACCUCCUCCAACCAAAGCAGUGAAAAGUGAAAACGACGCGUCAUCUGAGAACGAGCAGCUGCUGAGCCGUAGCAUCGACAGUGAUGAGGAAGCAGCAGGAAAACAGGGAGCUACUGAUUUGUGUCUUCUAUCACUUGUUCAUCUCACUCGAGACAAGACCUGCUCCAACACCACCGUCAACACCAACAACACCGUCAACAACAACAACAACUGCAGCAGGACUGUGGGGAUUCACAGUCGGAGGAAGAAGAUCCUGGAGUUGUACGCUAAAGCGUGUAGCGUUGCUGAAGGUCUGAGUCCAGUGGAGUUGCCUUUCGACUGCCUAGAGAGAACGAGCCGCAUGCUGAGCGCCACCUACAGUGCGGAGAAGGCGUUAGUCAGGACGUGGCGUCACCUGGCCGAGAGCUUCGGAUUAAAACGGGAUGAAAUCGGAGGAAUGACGGACGGCAUGCAGCUCUUUGACCGGGUCAGCACGGCUGGCUAUAGCAUCCCGGACCUGCUCGCUCGACUGGUCCAGAUCGAGAGGCUUGAUGUGGUCGAAGCACUUUGCCUGGAUAUUCUCGGAACGCCCCCUUGUGGUCAGCAUCUGACCAUUUCUUCACGCUGCGCUAGCGUCUGAGAACCCAGAACCUACAAACUAAAGAGACAAUGAAGAAAAUUAUCUUUUUAAGCUUCCACUGAUAUUCUCACUGUCAUACAGCACAGCGCCCCCUUCUGACCAUCAUUUAUUUCCAGUUUAGAUUUUCCAGAAUUUCUUGUAAUUUAAACAGUCACAAAUAUUUCUUUAAAAAGUCCAAGUGGGCUGAAAAGAUCAUUGCUGUGCAGGACACUCAGAAUAAUAGAUGUCGUUAUUUUCCUCCUUUGUCUGGAGGUGAGACAAAUUUCAAAAUUCUGUAAAGUUUUUUACAGCCCUGAAUGAAGAAUUCUGCCUGCAGCGUCACAUUUCUGACGUUUUCCAGAAAGAGUCCAACGUCCUGAUCUACACUACGUCAUAGCUAGAAAUAAACUACACGGGUAUCUGAGCAGCAUUGUAACUGAAAGAUUGUUCCAACUGGGAUUUCAUAGUAUAUAAAUGUUUCUUCAUAUUGAGGACCUUUGUGGUACCUGCGCUGAUCAUCAGCACAGACCCUCGGUAUUUUGAAGGACACACAAUCACGAUUUUGCGUGUUGAACUCGGCAGUUUGUCGUAGAAACAAUCAUCAUUAUAUUUCUAAUAUAUAUUUAUAUUUAUAGUUAUAUUGUAAAAUCUAAUAAAAACGUUUCUUACUGACUUCAAAUUUAUGUUUGUAGGCCAAAUUCUAGACUGAAAAAUGCUAUUGUGUGUGUGUGUGUAUGUGUGUGUGUGUGUGUGUGAGUAAAACCAUGCUUGAUUUCCUGGUUCUUGCCCUAAUUUGCUGAGAUUAGUGGGUUUAUGAGGUUCGGUAUGAAGUGGCUGUAAAAUCCAGCACCUCGUUAGCUGAAAGUACAGUGGAGCAACGCUGCAGAAUGAAAGACGAACGGGAAGCUAAUAAGCUGGUGGUCAUUCUGAAGAGCUGCGGGUCGUUUUAUGGCGUGUUGAUGGUUUCAAGCUCUGAGCGGCAGAAGCGUGCGAAAAUGAAUUUACACAUCUGACGGACAUCACAGUCUGCUGGUGUCUCCUUCAGAGUCUGAUCUGUUUGAAAUAAAUAUAGCAGAUCUCUGAGAGGAACUAUGAAGGACAUCAAGAGGAACUCUAAAGGACAUUAAGAGGAACUCUGAAGGACACUGAAAGCUGGAUAGAUGUGUUUCAUGUGGCUGUGAACAGACCUGCUCUUGUUACCUCACUUACAGCUCUAAUGCUAAAACUUAAACCAAAUAGGAGUGUAAAUAUUAUUAACUUAUUAGUGUACAUACACCUCAUCUGCACAACAAUAAAGAAUUCUAUUUACUUUCUGUGUGUUACUGUAGUACUGAGUGUGUAGAAUGUGUGUGUGUGUG
Silurus meridionalis is the source of this 2911-nucleotide messenger RNA. It is a transcript of the gene edar, whose product is annotated as ectodysplasin A receptor. Gene Ontology annotation, cellular component: plasma membrane. NCBI's taxonomy places the organism in Eukaryota, Metazoa, Chordata, Actinopteri, Siluriformes, Siluridae. Gene Ontology annotation, molecular function: signaling receptor activity. The record is from RefSeq and is a predicted model, not a curated record. Gene Ontology annotation, biological process: positive regulation of JNK cascade; positive regulation of canonical NF-kappaB signal transduction.